Darwinula stevensoni is the source of this 2801-nucleotide messenger RNA. NCBI's taxonomy places the organism in Eukaryota, Metazoa, Arthropoda, Ostracoda, Podocopida, Darwinulidae. The record is from the annotation of a GenBank genome assembly.
AACCUGUUUCCACUUUCUUUCUUAGAUUUUCUCAAACAGUUCCCCCAAGAUGCCACCAGGGAACAGUUUCUAUAUCAUUCAAGGAGAGAUGACUAUCAUCCUGACUGCUAUGAGGAGGACCUCCCGGUGGGGAUCUCAUAGCUAUCAGGAUUCAAGCCCAGAAGGCAUUCUCAAAGACUUUGCAGACCUCAAAGAUGUUAUGAAUCAUGUCAUGAACUUCUCUGACCUAGAUCCUAAUACCUAUUUAGCCCCAUUCCUGGAUGUGAUCAGAUCAGAAGAGAUCACUGGUCCUGUCACUGGAUUGGCAUUGUCAGCUGUCAACAAAUUCCUCUCUUAUGGUCUUAUAGAUGAAAAGAGUCCUACAGCAGCACCAGCUGUGGAAGCAAUUGCAGAUGCUGUCACCCAUGCCCGCUUUGUGGGAACAGACAAUGCCAGUGAUGAGGUUGUACUCAUGAAGAUUCUCCAGGUCUUGCGAACCCUAUUGCUAUCUCCAGUUGGGGCACUACUUACAAAUGAGAGUGUAUGUGAGAUAAUGCAGUCCUCCUUUCGAAUCUGCUUUGAAAUGAGGCUCUCUGAAUUGCUUCGUAAGGCAGCAGAACACAGCUUGAUGGACCUGGUCCAGCUCCUAUUCUCCCGGCUACGCUUGAUGUCUGAAGAGGACUGCUCUGGGGCUCAAACAAAGGCAGGGACCCUUUCAUGGAUUCAAAGUAUUGGGCAGGAACCUAAACUUAAAGUUUUCAAAAAGUUGCGGUUCAAGACAGGGAGCCUUGAGUCAAGGAAGAAGCAGAAGCAUAAACCAAAAAUGGAAAAGGAAAAGGAAUCACUACCUGUUACCAAGAUGCAGCGAGGAGUCUCACAGGUUCCUGAAGUAGUGAAGGCUGAUCAUCUGCCAGAAAUUCAAGCACGUCCCAGUCUCGUCAUUCCUAUUGUACAUGUGGAAUCUCCAUCUGAGGGAUCAGUGGACCCAGGUGAAGAGCAGCCAUUGAAGACUCCUGUUGAACGACUGGCACCUGUUGCUGCAUCUGCCAUCUUGUCCACAACUCCCAUGCCCCCUUCUGGGAAGAUCAUCCAUAUGGAUUUGGGUUCACCCCUUGACUCCAUUCAUGAAGACAUCGGGAAAGAUGAACAAAAGGAGGUGGAAGUGGAGAAAGCCUACUCAGAUUUGGAAGGUGAAACAGGGAUUCCUCUAGAUAGCAGUGUACAUGAAUCUGGAGUGACUGUCAGCUUCCCCCCAGAAGAAAAAAGGGAAUAUGUGAAUCAACAGGGAGUCCGUUUUACCCAUCACCUCCUGGAGAAACCAUCUGAGGAGAAUGCAGGAGAGGUGGCUUUGAUCCCUUAUGGGCUUCCAGCUCUGCGAGAGUUGCUCCAUUUCCUGUCAGCAUUGAUCAAUCCUCAUGAGAAGCAGCACACAGACCUCAUGAUCCACAUUUCCCUGAAUCUCCUGGCUGUGGCCUUGGAAGCUGGUGCACACCACUUCCAUCGUUUCCCUUCCAUGCUCACCCUUGUUCGGAAUGACAUGGCUCGCAACCUCAUAGAGGCAUCCACAGAGAGGCUGUCAAUGUUUGCAGCUACCCUUCGAGUGGGGUUCUUCCUCUUUGAAUCCCUUCGGGUUCACCUGAAGUUCCAGCUUGAAAAGUACCUCAUCCGGCUGAUGGGGGUAAUAGUUGCUGACACCCCACGUAUUCCCUACGAGCAACGGGAGGUAGCACUUGACAGCAUAGUGCAAUUGUGGAGAAUUCCAGGUCUGGUGACAGAGCUGUAUGUAAACUAUGACUGUGAUCUGAACUGCUCCAACUUGUUUGAGGAUCUCACCAAACUCCUUUCCAAAAAUGCAUUUCCUGUGACGGGACUGUACUCAACCCACUUGCUGUCUGUGGAUGCGCUGCUGACCGUGAUUGAUGCCAUUGAGCAUCACUGCAACUCCCGAAUGCUGGCUGAGCGUCAUCAGAUGGGGGCUACGACCUUGCAUUCCCCCAAUUCCCCUAUCCCCCCCCCACCUCUGCUAAGAGGUAGUCAACAAACUUCGGUGGAAGAAGCAGAUUAUCGACCUUCCUUCCCUGUAUCAGAAAACAUCCCCACUCAUGAGGAACUCAUGGCUGUCAAACACAAAAAGAAGCUGCUUGCUGUUGGAAGUGAACAGUUCAACAUCAAGGCGUCCAAGGGAAUCCAGUUCAUGCAGGAUAAUAUGCUCCUCAGCAACAUGCUUGAUCCAGAUGAGGUUGCCUUGUUUCUCAGAGACAACCAUCGUUUGGAUAAGAAAAUGAUUGGUGAAUACAUUUCAAACCGCAAAAAUUUGUCCAUUCUGGAAGCCUUUGUCAAGUCUUUUGAUUUUCGUGAAUUGCGAAUUGAUGAGGCAUUGCGCCUCUAUCUGGAGACCUUCCGACUGCCUGGUGAAGCUCCACUUAUAUCACUCAUCAUGGAACAUUUUGCAGAUCAUUGGCAUAAGAGCAAUGGGGAGCCAUUUGCCAAUGCAGAUGCAGCCUUCACCCUGGCCUAUGCCAUUAUCAUGCUGAACGUGGACCAGCAUAAUCGCAAUGUUAAGAAGCAGAACAACCCAAUGACAGUGGAAGACUUCAAGCGUAACCUCAAGGGAGUCAAUGGUGGAUUUGACUUUGAUCAGGAGAUGCUGGACAAGAUUUUCAUGUCUAUACAGUGAGUCUCUGAUUGUCUCUGUCUGUACUUAUUACCUUCUAUGUUAUGGUUUUCUACAAUCACUCCAACAUAAACCAUCCAACUACAAGGAGUCUAUGAGGAAUUGAAUAAUUCUAUCACUAGCUGACAUUUUCCUCCCAUAUUUCAUU